GUCCUAUGGGCAGCGGUGGGGGAGAGCUCACUGUGGGGUCGUUAGUCUAGUGUCUCACCCAGAUUUCUUGGCGAGACUUGCUUUUGCAACCUGGCCUUACUGAUCUUCCUGGCGCCCCCGACCCCUACCCCCCACUCGAAUUGCUUUCCUUUUGGGGCUUCGCUGCUCCUGGUACCCGGUCACCGCUACGCUGUAAGGGUAUCUACUCCUAAGUAUUUGGUGAUUGCUUCUUACUGUGCCUCCCGAUGAAAAGAAGUGCUUUGUAGAAUUCUUGCUUAAAUGAUCUCAUCCUCAGAAGCAAGGAAACGAAUAAUCAGCGUUUGUCGGAUUCUAGUGGGUGAAGGCUAUGCCACCUCCUGGGAAAGUUCCACGAAAGGAUGACCUGGAGCUGCAGUGUGAAUGGGGGUCCUGCUCUUUUGUGUGCUGGACUGUGGAAGAGUUUUUCGAGCAUGUCACUCAGCACCUGCAGCAGCACCUCCCCUCUGGGGAGGAGGAGGAGGAGGAGGAAGACCCGCUUGAGGAAGAAUUCUCCUGUCUGUGGCAGGAUUGUGGCUUCUGCUCUGUGGACAAUUCAGCUGAUCUCAUCCGCCAUGUCUACUUCCACUGCUACCAUACCAAGCUGAAACAGUGGGGACUGCAAGCCCUGCAGAGCCAGGCCGACCUCAGCCCCUGCAUCCUGGAUUUCCAGAGUCGCAACAUCAUUCCUGACAUCCCUGACCCCUUCCUUUGUAUGUGGGAGCACUGUGAGCGUUCCUUUGACAAUCCCGAGUGGUUCUACCGGCAUGUGGAGGCGCACAGCAUGUGCUGUGAUUACCAGGCAGUCGGCAAGGACAACCAGAUGGUGCAGUGUGGCUGGAAAGACUGCACCUGUACAUUCAAGGACCGAUGUAAGCUUCGAGAACACCUCCGCAGCCAUACCCAGGAGAAGGUGGUAGCCUGCCCCACCUGUGGGGGCAUGUUUGCCAACAACACCAAGUUCUUGGAUCACAUUCGACGGCAAAGCUCAUUGGAUCGGCAACGCUUCCAGUGCUCUCAUUGUUCCAAGAGAUUUGCCACAGAGAGACUGUUGCGAGACCACAUGCGUAACCACGUGAAUCACUAUAAGUGUCCUCUGUGUGACAUGACCUGCCCAUUGCCAUCGUCUCUACGCAACCACAUGCGCUUUCGCCAUAGCGAGGACCGACCCUUUAAAUGUGACUGUUGUGACUACAGCUGCAAGAAUCUGAUUGACCUCCGGAAGCAUCUGGAUACCCAUAGCAAAGAGCCGGCCUACAAAUGUGAUUUCCAGAACUGCAGCUUCACUGCCCGGUCUCUGUCCUCUAUCAAGUCCCAUUACCGCAAAGUGCAUGAAGGAGACUCAGAGCCAAGGUACAAAUGCCAUGUGUGUGACAAAUGUUUCACAAGGGGCAACAACCUCACUGUGCACCUUCGAAAGAAGCAUCAAUUCAAGUGGCCUUCAGGACACCCCCGUUUUCGGUACAAGGAGCAUGAAGAUGGCUACAUGCGACUGCAGCUGGUCCGCUAUGAGAGCAUGGAACUGACACAGCAGCUGCUGCGGCAGCCACAGGAGGAGUCGGACCUAGGAGCAGCCCUGAAUGAGAGCAGCCUGCAGGGCAUCAUUCUCGAGUCAGUGCCAGGCGAGUCAGGAUCCCAGGAAGAGGCUGAAGAGGAAGAGGAGGGCGGGGUCAGUGAGGAGAUGUCUCUCUCUGCCUCUCAGGACACUCCCAGCUCUGUCAUCCACAUGGUGAAUCAGACCAAUGCCCAGGGUGCUAGAGAGAUUGUCUAUUAUGUGCUGGCAGAAACCCCUGGAGAGCCCCCGCCAGACCCUGAGCCCCCCUUAGGGGGCAUCGUGGAAAAGCUUCAGGGAAUAGCUGAGGAGCCAGAAGCCCAGAUGUUGUGAAGGACACAGACAAAGCCUGAGCCUUCUCAACCUAGGCCCUGGGGUUCAAGCCAGGCUGAUGGUAGUGCCCCCAGUGGGCAGCUCUUGCCAGUGGAUGCCUUUGGGAGUGGCACUGAGAACAGAACAGCCCAUUCUGAACUGGACUUGCAUCAUCUGGCAGAUUCUAGAAUGUUUUUUGCCAGACCACCUUUCGUGGAGCCUGAGGAAUUUGGAAAUCUUUAAGGGAGACACCCUGCUCUCUCUGUGUUCUCAUAGAAGGGACUAGCAUCGGGUUUAGUCCUGAUCCCUUAGAUGAAGUAAAACAGAGAUUAAAAUCCUUUGUCAUCUCACAUCCACUCCUUUAUUUAGGGGUCCUUAGGCCCAGGAGAAAGUGUGACUGGUCCCCAACAAGGGCCCUUCCUCACAGUUAAGGCAUUUGUCAAUCAGGGAGCCAUUUCCCUUUGAACCCUUCUCCCUUAUAUCCCCAGGGACUUUGAUGGUUAUCCUCAGGGACAGGGUCAAGUGUGUGGGUAACAGCUGUUUUUGGUAAUAAAAGAAAUGCCUGGACUGUU
Messenger RNA from Erinaceus europaeus (western European hedgehog), 2451 nucleotides. RefSeq names its product histone H4 transcription factor (gene HINFP). Gene Ontology annotation, molecular function: RNA polymerase II cis-regulatory region sequence-specific DNA binding; DNA-binding transcription factor activity, RNA polymerase II-specific. The record is from RefSeq and is a predicted model, not a curated record. The transcript has 11 exons. Bases 347 to 1900 code for a protein of 517 amino acids. Gene Ontology annotation, biological process: regulation of transcription by RNA polymerase II; anatomical structure development. NCBI's taxonomy places the organism in Eukaryota, Metazoa, Chordata, Mammalia, Eulipotyphla, Erinaceidae.